CCAAACACAGGAAAACUGGAGAAACAUCUGAGAUCCACGUGACGCUAUUAUAAAGAUGGCGUUGAUUAAACAGGAGAGUGAAGACAUAAAGAUUGAAGAAGUGUUCAGCGUGAAACAUGAAGAUACUGAGGAACAAACAGACCUGAUGCUGCUGAAAGAGGAGAGUCAAGAACUGAAUAAUAUGGAAGAUGAACAUCUUGAUUUCAAGACUGGAGAGAAAUCAACAAAGAUGGAAAAGACUCAGAAGACCAAACCUAACAGUUAUUUCCCUUGCCUUGAAUGUGGAAAAAGUUUCAGUCAAAAAAGAAACCUUAAUUUCCACAUGAUGGUUCACACUGGAGAGAAGCCUUUCACAUGUCAACAGUGUGGAAAAAGUUUCAAUCGAAAACAAAACCUUAAAGACCACUUGAGAAUUCACACUGGAGAAAGUCCUUUCACCUGCCAACAGUGUGGAAAGAGUUUCACUCAAAAAAAAAACCUUAAUUCCCACAUGAGAGUUCACACUGGAGAAAAGCCUUAUACUUGCUGUCAUUGUGAACAGAGUUUUUCACAUAAAAUCUCACUUAAUUGCCACAUGAGAAUUCACACUGGAGAGAAGCCUUUCACCUGCCAAAAGUGUGGAAAGAGUUUCACUCAAAAACAAAACCUUAAAGCCCACAUGAGAAUCCACACUGGAGAAAAACCUUAUACUUGCUGUCAUUGUGAACAGAAUUUUUCACACAAAAACUCACUUAAUGUCCACAUGAGAAAUCACACUGGAGAAAAGCCUUUCACCUGUCAACAGUGUGGAAAAAGUUUCACUCAAACCCAAACCCUUAAAGCCCACAUGAGAGUUCACACUGGAGAGAGUCCUUUCACCUGUCAACAAUGUGGAAAAAGUUUCACUCAAACCCAAACCCUUAAAGCCCACAUGAGAGUUCACACUGGAGAGAGUCCUUUCACAUGUCAACUAUGUGGAAAGAGUUUCACUCAUAAACACAACCUUAAUGUCCACAUGAGAGUUCACACUGGAGAGAAGCCUUUCACAUGCCAACAGUGUGGAAAGAGUUUCACUCAAAUACAAAGCCUUAAUGUCCACAUCAGAAUUCACACUGGAGAGAGUCGUUUCACCUGUCAACAGUGUGGAAAGAGUUUCACUCAAAAACAAAACCUUAAUGUCCACAUGAGAAUUCACACUGGAGAAAAGCCUUAUACUUGCUCUCAUUGUGGACAGAGUUUUGCACAUAAAAACACCCUUAAUUCCCACAUGAGAAUUCACACUGGAGAAAAGCUGUUCAUAUGUGAUCAAUGUGGAAAGCGCUUCACAACAGUUGUAAAUCUUAGGUAUCACAUUAUCAUUCACACUGGAGAGAAACCACUCAUUGGAAAAAGACCGUUCACAUGUGAUCAGUGUGGAAGGAUUUUCACACGUAAAGUAACCCUUAAUUGCCACAUGAGGAUUCACUCAGGAGAGAACAGUUGUAUAUGUCAUCACUGUGGAAAUUGUUUUAGUCAUAAAAGUAGCCUCAGCACUCAUAUGAGACUUCACACUGGAGAGAAACAUUUCAUCUGUAAACUGUGUGGCAAGAGUUUUUCACAAAACGGAAAUCUUAAGGCUCACACGAGUACUUGCACUGGAGAGAAGCGGUUCACGUGUUGAAAAUGCUGUCUUGCUGUGAAAUGCUACUAUGUAACUGAAUGAUUAUACAUAUAAUUACAAAAACUGAA
Rhinichthys klamathensis goyatoka is the source of this 1707-nucleotide messenger RNA. RefSeq names its product gastrula zinc finger protein XlCGF8.2DB-like. Bases 56 to 1639 code for a protein of 527 amino acids. The transcript has 3 exons. The record is from RefSeq and is a predicted model, not a curated record. Lineage: Eukaryota; Metazoa; Chordata; Actinopteri; Cypriniformes; Leuciscidae. Gene Ontology annotation, cellular component: nucleus.